This is a messenger RNA of Peronospora matthiolae, 171 nucleotides long. The record is from the annotation of a GenBank genome assembly. NCBI's taxonomy places the organism in Eukaryota, Oomycota, Peronosporomycetes, Peronosporales, Peronosporaceae.
AUGAUGCGAAACCCGGACAAGAUAUCGUUUUCCAACGAGGGCGUCCAGGAGGAGAAGUGCGGGUGCGUGGGGUCCUACGAGCUCACGGAGUGUGCAUACGCAGUUGAAGCACAAGUCUGUGAAGAAGAGACGUGUUCCUUGGGGGAGAAAUGGUGCCGAAACCGGUUUUGA